This is a messenger RNA of Bactrocera tryoni, 7295 nucleotides long. RefSeq names its product adenylate kinase isoenzyme 5. Gene Ontology annotation, cellular component: nucleus; cytoplasm. The record is from RefSeq and is a predicted model, not a curated record. The coding region runs from base 635 to 2563 and encodes 642 amino acids. NCBI's taxonomy places the organism in Eukaryota, Metazoa, Arthropoda, Insecta, Diptera, Tephritidae. The transcript has 8 exons. Gene Ontology annotation, biological process: UDP biosynthetic process; CDP biosynthetic process. Gene Ontology annotation, molecular function: ATP binding; UMP kinase activity.
UGCAACAUGUAUAACGUGCCACAAGCGGUCUACGCAUUGCGUGAUAAGUUUAAUCUGAUCAAAAGUGAUUCAAAAUAAAUAGGUGAAUAGAAAAAGAAAAACAAAGCAUAUACAUACACACUUAUCUAACUUCAAAGUACAAAUGCGAGAGCUGGAUUUUUGAAAAUAAUAUUUCACCAGAAUAUGUGUGUUUAAGUGAUUGGAAUGAAAGUGCAAAAAAUGCAUAUAUGGAAUGCCUGUGUUUUUUACGAAUCCUAAAGAAUUUUAACUACUUACCUAACUAAUACCUAAAUAACGGUAAUUUCUUCAGCUCAUCAUGGGCCAAGUUAAUAGCCGACCGAGCGUACACAAAUCUUUUGCUCAUAAAACUUGCAUUGUAAUGAAUUAUGAGAUUAUUAUUUGCGGUGAAAGUGAAAUCAUUUCGCAUUGUAACCUGUAUAAUUAGGCGUAAAUUAAGUCCAUAAUAAUUUGACGCUACUAAAUUGUGGCGGCGCAAAGAAAUCGACAUUUAUAAUAGUGCACCAGUGACAAUAAAUUUUCUUCUGUUCGUUUUAACCUCCGUUCGCCCACCUAAAGGCAACUAACAACCAGCGAAAAUAGCGCCGAUUCCGCUAUACUGGCUACCGAAUGGAUAAUGGGUAUUUGUUUAGACACAGAUGCCAGCGCGGCACAAGAUACCGGCGAACAAGGCAACGAUUGGAGUCAUAUACGGAAUCAAAACAGUGCCAAUGGACGGAUCGGUACGGGAAACAUGGUCGCCAUAGACAUGCAAAAUGCUGGAAAAAUAAAAUUCGAUCCGCCCAAAGUGCCAGUGAUAUUUGUUUUAGGCGGCCCAGGUAGUGGCAAAGUCACGCAUUGUGACACAUUUAUGCAGGAGCGCCGCGGUGUGACGCACAUAAACAUGAUGGAUUUGUUGCAACAAUACGCAAUGGGGAACGAUAUGCAAGACUUCUCGCAACUAUCCUCGAAAACCGUCACAGAGGUGCUCAUGCUGGAAAUGAAAAUGGCUCCAGCUGCCAAAGCGUACCUAAUUUCAGGAUUUCCUCGCUCAAUGCGCGACGUGGUCGAAUAUUCGGAAAAGAUUCAAGUCGUGAAUGGAGUGAUCUUGAUAUCCUGGCGUCAGUCGGUUCUGCAGAAGCAAAUUGAUUAUGGCGCGAAAUUAGGUCAUGUCGUACUCUCCUUAGCCAAAAUGGAAUUAGAGAAUUUCUUCAAAAAUGUGAUGCCCGUAGCAGAUUACUUCGACCAAAGUGAUAUGCUAACAGCAGUAAAUGGCGAGCGUGCACCCGCCGAAGUGUACAAAGACUUUCGGGCCGCCAUACUCGAUGUGUUGAGCACGCUUGAGAACCAAGAGGCCAUGCUGAACGGAGUCACAGGUAUGGGCAGAGGGAUACAUGAUAUACCCGGCAGUAUAGUUAGCGUAGACACCGCACCUAGUCAAGCCGCGAAUAUUGCAGACAUUUCUAAUGCCAACGUCAACACAACUGUCUUUGCUGCCAACAACUACAACAACAUGAAUAGAAAUCACUACAACAACCAUGUGGGCAAUCCGAGCAUAACAAAUGCCGUGGGCGCGCAUAUUGCUUCAAGUGUCAACGCAGCUGCUGCGACGGCACGGAUGACAGAAGCCGAAGUCAUCACCACACAGCCUGAGGUGAUGAACCAACAAAACGCCGCGACAAGUAUGGACCUCAAUGUGGAUAGCAUACCGCCAGUUAUUUGGGUCAUCGGUGGGCCGGGUAGUAACAAGGCGACACUCUGUAUGAAGGCCGUAGGGUUGAACCCUGGCUGGGGACACAUAAGCUUGGGACGUCUGUUGCGUGCUAUUACCGACUCGGCGCCACGUGCCAACACGGAAAGCUACACCGUCAAGGAGGCACUAUCCGCUGGCGAAAUGGUGCCAGAGAAAGCGAUCAACAACAUUCUCGACACGAAUAUAAGACAAUUGAUGGAUCGUAAAGGCAUAUUGAUCGACGGUUUUCCGCGAAACUUACAACAAGUCAAACAUUUUGAGAAUAAGUACAAACAACGACCGCCAAUCGUGCUGCUGGACUGCUCUAAAUUACAACUGGGGCGUGGGCGGGUUGACGAUACCGUGUCCUCGUUCAGGCGACGUUUGGAGCUCUUCCGCGAGCAAACCUUACCAAUGCUAAAAACUAUGGACAAUAGUAGUCGUCUACAAAUCGUCGAUGGCGAUACGGAUAGCCCAUCGGUGCAGCGCGAAUUUGAAAAAAUCAUACGUCAGCACAUACAAAGUAUUGAACAAACAGGUCCCUUAGGAAUGAACAACAUGGCUGACGCCGCUGUGAUGACGAAUCAUGUUGAUCAUGAUCAAACGGACGCUAUACUACAAGACUUAGAGAAUAACGUUCCGGGUGCAGUGCCAACAAUAAGCCAUCAUGUAUCGCUCAUGAAUGGCCAUUUAAAGAAUCGAAAUAGCAGUGCUGCCAAUAAUGGUGGAGUGGUGAUGAAUGGUGACGCACGGAUGGCAGGCUUAACUGGUGGCAUUGAUUUCAGACAUAUGCUGCAGGAGGCCGAAAGAUACCCGGUGGACUCGUAUAUGUAAAACCUAAAAGCACUCGGAAUCACUUAGUUCCGGUAUGAACGUUGUCAAAGCAAUUCAACCACAUUAAUUUAAAGGUUUUACGUUACCCCGAAAGUUUUGGUCGUACUUUUUUUUGGCAAAAGUGGCUAGACUUGUUACAACCAAUUUUUUUGAAUUUCCUUCUAAUUUAAGGUUAUGAGGAUACUUUCAAAAAGAGAAGCAAUGGAACGGCUUACAAGUGUUGAAAGGAAAACAUCCCUCUUAGCUCGACUCUUUCCAUAUUUAUACUCAAAAUAUCAAUAUUCGUUCAAUUUUAUUCCAAACUCUCUAUGGUUUUUAGAAUUAAAUUUUGGUUUCCUUUCAAGCCUUCAAUUUUAAAAAUUUGACAGUUAAUAUCUCGUAGAACUUUCUAGUUGUUUGUAAGUCAGACGACUAGUUGAGCUUGCCAGUCGCGCCAUACUUACAAUAUCUUUCCCGAUUCUUACUUAAAUUCACAUUGCGCCUCCUAAAAGCCUUGGUGCGAUUGGAUGACAUUGUUAAAAUAGUACUGUGAAAAGAUCUUACUAAUAUACAUACAUAAAGCAAAUGGAUGUUAUGUUUCGAUAUUUACAAUAAUCUUCUUGGAUGGGACUUCAACAUUAGUUGAAUACUUUUUUUAUGAUAAACAUAUUCAAUGCAAUCGACUAAAUUUCGAUUAAACCUAUAAAAACUAACUGAUCCACAAAAAUAUUACGAACUUUGUGUUCGGGGCACAUGGGAAUGUUUCAGCUCUCAAUAUUGGAAUUGGCGCAUUUUGUUUUAUCUCUUCGAUUGACUGAAAACGGGUUUCAUUCCGAUGAUUGUUGACUUGUUUGCAUGUCGAACUCAUAAACUCGCCCGAUCAAGCAUGUCUAAAGUGACCUGUUUACGGUGCUCUUUUUCCUUUAUCGGGACGAGUCGAGCAAAAACGCGUUUCAUACCCAAAAUAUCCACAAAAAUCAUUCGAACGGACUCGUGAGGAAUGUCGCGCACUCUUGUCAUCUGACGAUUUUCUCAUUUAUUCAUCAGUUGAAGAGGUCGAACUAGAACGAGGCAUGUUUUGAAAAUCUCUCGAUCGUCUUUGAAAGUUUGGACCACUCGUUGGCUUGUAAUUCUGAUAAAACAGAUCCAUCGUUAGCCUUUUUCAAUAUUCGCAACGAUUCUUCACACGAGUUUUGGUGAGAAAUACAAAAUUUGAGACACAUUUUUUUCGAUAUUUUUAUCCAUUGUAAAAAUCACAAUUUUCUACUGAGGUGUACCGAUUGAAGCAGCUGCGGUAACAAAUCUGUCAACCCGGAUCGCCCUUGUAUUCUACAUAGUAAUUAACGACAGUCCUACCAAUUUCGCAACAUUUUAGUUACAAUUUCCUGGUGCUUUUUUGUCAUAAUAUAUGUUAUUAGUUAGUAGGCUUAGUUUUAUUUGCUUUUGCACUGUGUAAAAUAUUAUAUACAAAAUAGGCUCCCCUAAAAAAUGUUUUCUUCUAAAAUGCCGUGAAAUGCUCGAAAUGACGGAAAAAAAAUCUGCUAAACUUUGAACUCUUAAUAUUAAUAUUAAAUGUUUUUGUAUUGUGACUUUCGACUUCAUACAUAAACAACGCAAGGAUAUUUUCUUAUAAAGUUAAGAGGGUAUAUCAUUAGUUGUUGAUUUCUUUAUUGGGGUCGAAAGAAAAUGUCGCUCAUUUACUUCAAUAGUGUCAUAACUCAAAAAACGCAUUUUUUCAGGAGAACAAUUUUUAGUUUUCAGCUUUCUUUUGUGGGUUAAAUAAAAGCUAAGAUCGCAGAUUUUCUAUGCAAACUAGUGAUAUGUCAUGUGUAGUAUACAUUAUAGAAGAAAUUCGACCGAAAUUAAUGAUUUCCCAAUUUUUUCUUGAUCGGGGUUUUUAACGUAACAAAAAAAUAAAAUACAAAAAUUCAUAGCAUCAAAACAUAUUUUUAUAUGAAGUUCAUUUUCAGUUUUUAAAAAUAGUAGAAAUAAUUAGUAAAUAGUGGAAAUACAUAGAUGAUUGAAUCACAAAUUGUUAUAAAAUUCUUGAUAGAAGCGUGGAAUCAAGUUCUUUUUAAUUAAUUCGUUGAUAUCUUGUCUUUUAUUAUUAGGAAUUCCGAUUUGGGAGUGGUAGGCUUUUUGUAAAUCAAUCGGUGUGCUAUGUUUCUUCUUGGAUUUGAUUAUAGUGGCUUCCCAGAACUUCUCCUCAGAAAUUCAUGUCAAAGAAAUCUCCAUAAGACAUUUCUUGCAAUAAGAAUGGGUGGCCUGUUUUCUUUGCUGAUCGAAUUGUAGUAAUUAAUGAGUCAGUGGUGUAUACUGGCCCACUUUUAAGCAUUCGUUUAGUUGCUCUCUCAAUAAGGGAAUGUGCUGAGUCACUUUCAUUUUGGGUAUGGCCUUUGAUGAGGUAUUUGUGGGUGGUGGACUUUAUACGCAAGUAGCGAACGGCGUUCAAGGCAACCAUGAACUUGUUUUUCUGUUGUCCAGCACAAUUAUCAGAAUAAAAUAUUAUUUCAUCUUCUUUAGUCUUUGCCAAACUUUUAAUAUACUCAAAAACACAUGUUCCUAAUUCAUUAACCCCACGCUUUCCAUUGGCUUAGUCCCAAACAAAACAUUGACAUUUGUUUGUUUUUAUAUCAAAUAUGGUGAAAUUGAACACAUUUACUUUAGAUUUAUAAUAGAAGGCAGACACUUCGCCCUUUGGUAAUUGCAUGACUGCUGGCAAAUCAUACACUGCCACAACUGUAUUUUGACUUUCCUUGUCCUUACUUUUCGCUUGUCGCGAAAAAUUUUUUUCACGCAAGUGAUUGUCAUAUACGGCUUCGUUGUUAGAUUUUUCUUCGACCGCCAUAUUAGUAUAGGCUUCGCAUUGCUCACAUAGAUCUUUUUUGGGGGAAAAAAGGAAAUAUUAAAGUUUUCCGUAAAUGAUCUAUAAAACGAAAUAUAUGUGCAAAAUGGCUGUUUUUUUCUUUGCAUAUAUCUACAUAGUCGCUAUAAAGGCUUGAUAUUGUUUUGCUUCCUUCAAUAAACGUUUUAGAUGUACUUGCUCUCGUAUAAUGACUAUCGAUUUCCGGUAUUGUUUCAAUAAACGCCCUUAUUCCAUCUGCCAUAUUCUUGUCAAGUUGUUUGUGCCUUCCGUAUUUGCCUCUUUGAUCCGGCUCCAAUACUUCGUUCGCGAGUUUUUCUCGUUUCUCUAUAACUGUUCGUAUUGGUCGAUCGUUGAUAUCAAGAGUGUUUUUAAAAAAUAAUUUGCAGACGCGAAAAGAAUUAUCAAAUUUCUUUAAAAAAAAAGGCAUUAUUGUAUUGUCGAGGAGCUCUCUUUCCACCCAAGCGCACAGAGCGGUAUUUGGGCUCAACGAGUUUCAUACAAUUGGAAAUAAAUUGCCUUUGCUUCUCAAUGUCGCCAAGAGUCCAAUAUGAGGAAAAUAUCUCUUUUCUCUGCUCUUCGCUAAAUAUAUUUGAACAUUUAUACCGACAGUUUUCACCGCAGGGAGGUUUAAUUUCUCUUUUGUUUCGAAUAAUUUUUUUUAAGCUUUCAUAGUGUUCACCACUAUUUCUCUUCUUUUUACAAUAUUUUUCUUCCAAUUUUCUGGCUGUUUCCUCUUUUUUUUUCCUUUCAUCGCCGGACUAACCAGAAUGGUGGAAGAAUUGUUUAUCUUUGAAGUUGAUGUGCUUGGUUGUAGAUCAAAGGAGUUUUGUUCAGGUAUUGGCGUACAUAAUUCUAGAUCUGGAGAAUCUUCCUCGAAGCAGUUAUCUUCAUCAUUGCCGUUAGCAGAAACUGGGAAGUAUGUCACAUCAACUAUGGAAUUGUCACUAUCUUCUGAGAACAAUGAUGAAGAAGAUCCGCAAUUAUUUUUGGAUAACGACAUUUCCAAGUAAGCUAGAAAAAGUCGAAAUUCGUAAUUUUAUUAUCAGCAAUAGCGUAUCAUUUUACGUUAUGAGAAGGUGUUUUAUAUUAUAGCCGAUACUAUUUUCGCAAAUAAUGACAUAUUUUAUAUUAACACAAAAUCGCCAUUUCUACACAGCCCAUUUUUUCACGAAAAAAAACGUCACAAAACAAAAUACCUAGUUACGCAAUUGAUUUAUUUUCAACAACAACGCCACAUAUUGUGUUGCGCAAAUUAUGAGGAACUAAAAUUUUUCAACAGUAUAGUCACAACGCAAAAUAAUACUAUUUACAUGAAAAUUAGCAACAUGAAAAAUAUAACUACCUUUUCACAUAAAUCACUGUAACACAAAAUAUAUCGUUUUUUCGGAAAAACUAAUAAUCUUUACACGACGACGACUCAUGUUAAACUGAAAUGUGUCGAUGCUGUAGCAAAAAUUUGACGCGUCACAACAAGUGGAAUAACGGCACUUUUCCAUCUCACGCGCUCAAUUUUCUACAAAUCACAGAGAAUUUUUUAUACAAUAUUAACCAUGAUAUUGAGCACAUUUUUUUGUAUUUAACUCAAAAAAUGAGGUUUUUGAGUUAUGACACUGUUAAAGUAAAUGAGCGAUGUGUGUUUUUUUUAUUUUAAAAUAUAAUAUUUCAAAGCUGAUAGCACAUUAUUUUUCUUUGAAUGCCCAAAAGUAUGCAAUCUAUUCGAAAUUUAAAUUGAUCGUUUGAAACAAAACAGCCAAUGCUGUACUCUUAUACACAUAAUGUAUAUCCGCUCUUUAAUCUCUCUCUUACUACCUGUUUACACAAUAAAAUUUUAUUAUUUAUAAAAUUUUAAAUUAUUUGAAUAUUUAGUAUUUGUUAGGAAAUUUAAAU